GAGACGCGCGCACAUGUUUUUCGGUCAUUUUACCAGGUUAGCGAGGAGUGUAUUUUUCGGUGCUGGAUCAUCGACGUUUAUUAUCUGAGAUAUAGUGAUCCACGUUGGAAGAAAAAAUCCACGAUAGUAAUAGUAUUUUCUAAAUUUGAAAGACCAAGAGAAUACAUUUAAGACAAUGGCUGACUAUAUAAUUAGUGACACGAUGCCGGCAGAUGUACCGUUGCCGGAAGACGGACUUUCGCUGGCACAACUGUUUGCCAACGGCGAUGGACUUACGUAUAAUGAUUUCAUUAUUUUGCCAGGAUAUAUUGAUUUUACCGCAGAUGAGGUAGAUUUAUUAUCACCACUUACUAAGAAGAUUGUAUUGAAAGCUCCGUUGGUCUCCUCUCCAAUGGACACUGUUACGGAAUCAGAUAUGGCAAUUGCCAUGGCUCUAUGUGGUGGAAUCGGUAUAAUACAUCAUAAUUGCACGCCUGAAUAUCAAGCCAACGAAGUCCAUAAGGUAAAAAAAUAUAAACAUGGUUUUAUUAGAGAUCCAGUUGUACUUUCACCUCAGCAUACUGUCAAUGAUGUAUUAAAUGUAAAAAGUGAACAUGGGUUUUCUGGUAUACCUAUCACAGAUAAUGGAAAAGUAGGUGGUAAACUUUUAGGUAUUGUUACUUCCAGAGACAUUGAUUUCCUUGAAGAUUCGAUUAAUCAAAGAUAUACGAAAUUAGAAUCAAUAAUGACAAAAUUAGAUAAUCUGAUCACUGCAUUAGCUGGUGUAACAUUACCAGAAGCUAAUGUAAUUCUGGAAAAAUCAAAAAAAGGGAAACUUCCUAUAGUCAAUGAAAAAGGAGAACUUGUUUCCUUAAUGGCAAGAACUGAUUUAAAGAAAAAUCGUAGCUAUCCAAGCGCUAGUAAAGAUGCAAAUAAACAAUUAUUAGUAGGUGCUGCAAUUGGAACACGUAAUUCUGAUAAGCAAAGACUACAGCUUUUAACAGCUUCCGGAGUAGAUGUAGUUGUAUUAGAUUCAUCUCAAGGAAAUUCAAUAUACCAAAUUGAUAUGAUAAAAUAUAUCAAAUCAGAAUAUCCAGACUUGCAAGUUAUUGCAGGCAAUGUAGUAACUACUCUACAAGCUAAAAAUUUAAUAGAAGCAGGAGCCGAUGCAUUGCGUGUAGGUAUGGGUUCUGGAUCUAUUUGUAUUACUCAAGAGGUAAUGGCAGUAGGUAGACCACAAGCUACCGCUGUCUACAAAGUAGCAGAGUAUGCAAGGAGAUUUGGAAUACCCGUUAUAGCAGAUGGUGGUGUACAAUCUGUUGGCCAUAUCAUCAAAGGUCUUAGUUUAGGUGCAUCAACAGUUAUGAUGGGAUCAUUAUUAGCUGGAACUACAGAGGCACCUGGUGAAUAUUUUUUCAGUGAUGGAGUCCGUCUAAAAAAGUACAGAGGAAUGGGUUCUUUAGAAGCCAUGAAUAGGGCUGAUGCAAAGGGUUCAGCUAUGGAUAGGUAUUUCCACAAUGAAAUGGACAAAUUAAAAGUAGCUCAAGGCGUAAGUGGUUCAAUAGUGGACAAGGGAUCAGUUUUUAAAUUUGUUCCUUAUCUACUAUGCGGUAUAAAACAUGGAUGUCAAGACAUUGGUGCAAAAUCAAUAUCUACUUUAAGAUCCAUGACAUAUAGUGGUGAAUUGAAAUUUGAAAGAAGAACGCCUUCUGCUCAGCAGGAAGGAAAUGUCCAUAGUCUGUUUUCUUAUGAAAAACGUCUAUUUUGAACAUGUAAUUCGUAAGAGAUAUAUACACAACAAAAGUACCUGCAUUUAACUGCAUAUGACUACUAUGGGUAUUGAAAAUGCUGUUAUAUAUUAAUAUAUUAGAUCGUAACAUAAAUAAGUUCGCUUAUAUUCAGUGUUUAUACUUAUUUAUCUUACAACCUAAUAGUUGUGGAACUAUUCAUGUGUUUUACUAUAUUUUACUAUUAAUAAAAAUAUAAUUUUAUUAACGAUUAAUGAUACAUAGCAAUAAGUUUGUGUUAACAUUAUAUAAUAAAUUAGGUAUAUUAUGUUACAUGUGACAAGGAAAAAUUUGAAAAAAUAUCUCUUCAUCAGAAAGAUUAAACCUUUCUAAGUUUUAAGAUAUGAAUAUAAACUUUACUGUAUUGAAUUUCUAAUUUAAUAAUUUUUCUGUUUCAAUAGUAAUCUUGUUGGCAACCUUUAUAUAUUUGAGUGAGUAUAUUUCAGUACUGAUAGAAUGUACAAAGAAAUUACUAAAAAGUCAGAAAUAGAUUAUUGUUGAUUAUUUAAUUAAUUGAUUGUUAUAAUUGCUAAUAUAUUUAUUAGUAUUGAUAAAACACUGUAAUUGAGUAAGACAAUUAUAUUGUUGUUUAUAAAUAAUUUUUCAUAAAGCAGCAACUGCAUGUACUUUGUACAUUCAUAAUCAAGAAAAAUUUCGGAUGAAGUACAUAAAUAUUUUUUUAAUUAAAAAACUAGUAUCUUAGUUUUUGCAUCAUUGUUUUUAUUCACAAGUUAUAGCAUCUGUAAAUAUAGCAUAAUUUUCUUCAGGAAAAUUUUGUAAACAUGUGAUUCUUUUAAUCUUUCCGUAGUAUUAGUUUUCUUUUAAUUUUUCUAAUUCAUAACUCUAAAAUAUGUUAGGAAAACUGUUUUAUACAAGAAAAUGUUGAAUUUUAAUUUUUACUUUAAACAUUGCAUAUUUAGAAAUAUGAAUUUGAAAAUUCUACAAUUAUUUAAUUAUACAUAAAUAUUAUAAAAUAUCAAAUUUGACUGACUUAUGAAACAAAGGUAUAAUUACUACAUCAAAAAGUAGUAUUAUAUUGAAAAAUGUGAUGGGAUGAUGAAAACUAAUUAUAAUUUGCCAAAAUUUUAUACUUUGUCAUGUAUUUUGAUGUAAUUUACAAAUUAUACAAAUACUUUUAUGGCUUAAUCCUUGGCUUGGAAUCUAGCUUAAAUCCUUCAAUUUUAAAAAUAAAAAUCUUAAAAUCUG
Messenger RNA from Vespula vulgaris, 2972 nucleotides. It is a transcript of the gene ras, whose product is annotated as inosine-5'-monophosphate dehydrogenase. The coding region runs from base 176 to 1747 and encodes 523 amino acids. The record is from RefSeq and is a predicted model, not a curated record. The transcript is spliced from 2 exons. Gene Ontology annotation, molecular function: IMP dehydrogenase activity. Gene Ontology annotation, biological process: GTP biosynthetic process. Gene Ontology annotation, cellular component: cytoplasm. Lineage: Eukaryota; Metazoa; Arthropoda; Insecta; Hymenoptera; Vespidae.